AUGGCAAACAUCGUUUACGUGCUCACGAGCAACAACCGCGGCAUCAGCCUCGGAAUAGUCAAAAAGCUACUCGCCCGUCCAGCAACAACGGUGUUUGUCAGUGUUCGGAAUGAAGCCGCCGCAGCGACCCUCACGACCAACACCGCCUCGAUUGAUAAUGGCGACGCUAUCCGACAAGCCUUUGCCGUUGCGACGGCGGGUACUAUAGACCGAGUCGAUGUCCUCGUCGACAAUGCGGCCAUGGUAUCACCGCUGACCCCGAGUAUCACUACCACCGCAGAGGAUCUCUGCACCUCGUUUGAAGUUAAUACGAUUUCCCCAUUACUUACCUUUCAAGGCCUUUGGCCUCUUAUGGACAAGCCACGCUCUGCGGGCGAGUGCCCGCCCAAGUUCAUAGCCAUCACUUCUUGCGUCGACUCGAUUGAGUGUUUGGAGCCGGUUCCGGCCGACUCCUACGGCCCGAGCAAGUCAGCGUUGAAUUGGAUCACAAACUGGCUACACCUCCAGCACAAUGAUAGCGGUCUCGUCAGCGUCGCUAUCCGCCCAGGGUGGGUUCAAACUGAUGCGGGGCGUUUCUCGGCCAAGUCCUGGGGCUAUAAGCCCGGCCUCCCAGAUACUAUCGAGGACAGCGCGGACGAAAUUCUCAAGGUUACAGAUAAGGCUACUCGAGAGACAGCCUCGGGGAAGUUCGUGUCGCAAACAGGCAAGGCUUUCCCGUGGUAA
Molecule: messenger RNA, 723 nt
Organism: Colletotrichum navitas
Lineage: Eukaryota; Fungi; Ascomycota; Sordariomycetes; Glomerellales; Glomerellaceae
Product: short chain dehydrogenase/ reductase
Exons: 2
Coding region: 1-723 (240 amino acids)
Cellular component (GO): cytoplasm
Molecular function (GO): alcohol dehydrogenase (NAD+) activity
Source: RefSeq, a predicted model, not a curated record